UGAGCGGGGAAGAGGAGGUAAAGCUGAUGUCUCUGGCCAAAGGAAAACAGGAGGAGUUUGGACCGACAAGCGAGACUAACCUGAGGCUCUGAUCAUCAACGGCUCUCAAUCCAUCUUUUCUAUACAAACACACACGUGCGCUGUCACGCUCUCUCUCACACACUCACUCACGCCAGCUGGAUGUCUCCUCACUAGGCGGAACGGGAGAGAGAGGUGUGAUUGCACAAAGGCUCCCUGGCUGAGGAGCUGGAAGGCUAACUAUGGAUCUAAAGGAGAGUUGUGGCAGUCAAGGGAGCCAUGAGAGCUUCAGUUUGCGCCCCACCUCCUGGCAAGCAUUUGCCAGUACCAGCACGCUGCAUGGCCUGCGCUUCAUUUUCCCAUAUGGUCAGACCGGUGCACGCCGCUUGCUCUGGGCGGCAGCUCUGCUGGCCUGCCUGGGACUGUUGGCUUUGGAGAGUGCAGAGAGGCUUGCAUAUUUCCUCUCCUACCCUCACCUGACUAGCGUUGAUGCUAUUGUGUCUAGCAGUCUGGUUUUCCCUGCUGUGACCAUUUGUAACCUCAACACUUACCGCUUCAGCCGCCUCACCAGCAACGACCUGUAUCACGCUGGAGAGCUUCUGGCCCUACUGGAUGUAGACCUGGCAAUCCCACAGCCACACCUGGCUGAGCCGGAUGUGCUUACUUUUCUUCAGGAAAGAACCAACUUCACAGCCUACAAGGCCAAAGCGUUCAGCAUGAAGGAGUUCAUGGAUCGGGUUGGCCAUGACCUCAAGGAGAUGAUGCUCUACUGCAGAUAUCAAGGCCAGGACUGCAGCCACAGUGACUUCAAAACC
Messenger RNA from Cyprinodon variegatus (sheepshead minnow), 833 nucleotides. RefSeq names its product acid-sensing ion channel 2-like. The annotation marks the transcript as partial. Gene Ontology annotation, cellular component: membrane. The record is from RefSeq and is a predicted model, not a curated record. Gene Ontology annotation, molecular function: ligand-gated sodium channel activity. NCBI's taxonomy places the organism in Eukaryota, Metazoa, Chordata, Actinopteri, Cyprinodontiformes, Cyprinodontidae. The transcript has 2 exons. Gene Ontology annotation, biological process: sodium ion transmembrane transport.